Messenger RNA from Thermothielavioides terrestris NRRL 8126, 564 nucleotides. RefSeq lists its product as uncharacterized. The transcript has a single exon. Gene Ontology annotation, cellular component: EARP complex; GARP complex; membrane. Gene Ontology annotation, biological process: endocytic recycling; lysosomal transport; Golgi organization. Lineage: Eukaryota; Fungi; Ascomycota; Sordariomycetes; Sordariales; Chaetomiaceae. The record is from RefSeq and is a predicted model, not a curated record. The annotation marks the transcript as partial.
AUGUCCACGAUCGCUUCGCCUCGCGACCCGUCCGGGGGAGGCUACCCGCGACGCGCCAACUCAUCCAUCGCCACGCCCACCUCCUCCUCCCGGCCGAGCCUCGACAUGCCCGCCUCCGCCUCAGGCUCUCCCUCCACCGCCGCCGCCGUCCCGUCGCAAUCCAAACGCGCCAACCGAGCCGCCCUGCGCGAGUACUACAACCUGCGCAGCCCCCCCACCUCCUCCGCCAGCAACAACAACAACAGCAACAACGGCAGACCGCUGCCCUCCCCACCAAUCCUCUCCGUAACAGACCACUUCACCACCACCUCCACCAGCAACCCACCACCUUCUACAUCAACAACAGCAACAGACCCGGCCCUGCCCGCGGAACUCGACACGCCGACGUUCCACGCGCCCUCGUACGUCGCGCAGCUGCUCGCGACCAGCAGCCUGGCCGAGCUGCUGCGCGCGUACGCGCGCGUGGCCGCCGAGAUCCGCGCGCUCGACGCCGAGCGCAAGGCGCUGGUGUACGACAACUACAGCAAGCUGAUCGCGGCCACCGAGACGAUCCGGCGCAUGAGG